ACCGCCAUAGAAUGCUUUGGAUGAUCUCAAAGGUUCUGAGAUCCAAGGCUGUUUAAACAUGGGAGUUGAUGCCAAAGAUGUCGGAACUCUCUUGUGGAAAAUUCUCAGAAUUUCCACGAACUCUGUUUAUACAUGCGUGAGAAAAUACCCAGUUGUUUCUAGUGUUUCUGCUGUUAUCUUUCUCUUGUACACUUUUCUUCCAUGGCUUUUCUAUUUCAUGCUUUACUCUUCUCCGUUCAUCGCAUGUUCCGCGUUUUAUAUUUGGAAUCAUCUAAAUUUCAAGCCCCAAAAGGGAUAUGAGGUAGGAACAAGGAAAGCUGACCUAAAGCACCAACGAAGCGUUCGACGAAAUGCCAGAAGGAAAGUUGAGGAGGUUGGGAAAGAUUGGGACUCUUCUCAGGCUAGCGAAGACGAGAGAGACAAAGUCAUUUUGACCACUCUCUACGGCGAAUUCCCCAACUCUAGAAAAUCUCACAAACUCCAGAAACUCAAGAAAGACAGAGCCUUUCUUGUGUCGCAAGAAUUCUCCUUUGAGCCUAGCCUGAAAGAAGAAACUCCUUCAGCCACCGGAUAUGUAUCUGUGGUAGAUCCGUCUGAGAUGCUAACGAGCGGUGGUGGCGAAACCGAAAUCGAGUGUUCAUCAUCAUCAGAAGGAGAAGAAGAAUCUAUCCGCGAUGACAAAAAGGUCGUAGCUUGGACCGAGGAUGAUCAGAAGAAUUUGAUGGAUCUAGGAAACUCUGAGAUGGAACGUAACAAGAGGUUAGAGCAUUUGAUUACUAGAAGAAGAACGAGGAGACUAGUCUUGCGUGCGGCUGAGAGAAGCCUAAUGGAUAUGGAAGUUCCUUCUAUAUGUGUUGGACGGAACUAUUUCGGUUUGGAUCAAGACAAGUACAUAAUAGAUGGGCUUCAAAUGCCUGAAUCUGCGCCUUCGGUUUUGUUACCGACAAAAAACCCAUUUGAUCUUCCUUAUGAUCCACAAGAGGAGAAGCCUAACCUCUCAGGGGAUAGUUUUCAUCAAGAGUUUUCUGCAUCAGCCCCUCCUGAGAGCCUCUUCUGCCGCCAUGAGAGCUUUUGCCGCAGAACCUUUCCAUCGGAAGUUGAGCUUGAGUCGAAAUUGGAAACGUGGAAAAAGUCAAUUGAUAGUUGGCCUAGGCCGCAACAAGGUACAUUCAGUAACGAUGAUCUAUUGGUCGGAGAGAAACCGCUUGUAAAGGAAGCAAACGAUGUAACAAGAGCAGAAGCAAAUGAUAUGGAGUCUCAACACAUGACAGGGAUCAUUGCGAGUGAUUCAAACUCAUUGCUUUCUCCUGGAGAAAGAGAAAUGGAAUCCAGUGUCUCAAAUCAAGCAGAUUCUUCCCGAGCUUUCGGAAAACCAAGCGGUGAUCAUCGUGUUGGAAACUCUCUGAUAGGUCUGAUUCCUAGAAACACUGGGUCGCUGUCGAGUUCGUUAGCAGCCGAAAGGCAAAUGUACAUGGAACAUUUUGGUUUCAGUACAGGAAUAGGUCAUAAAGUGACGCAAUCCGUGGAAUCUGAUCUUCAGGUUGAGUUUUCUGAGAUCGGAUCACCUCCCACUACAGUUGAUGGGAAUAAUUCUUCUGAUGACGAGGACUCACUCUUUGCCCACGAAUCAGACACCAUGGAGAAAACGAGCUUUAGUGGUGAGGGGAAUGAGGCUAAACAGAUGAACAUUUUGGAUACAACUACAGAAUCUCAAGUGUUACCAGUGGAGGAAGCUGCUCAAGACUUCAAUGAAACGAGUUCAAUAGUUUCUCCAGAAACUUAUGCAGCCAUACAAUUUGAGGGUCUGUCUGAUGGUACAGAUGUCAAUGUAAGGUCUGAGGAAGAGGAGAUAUCAAAAUCCAUACAACACCAUCUACUGGAAAAUUCAGACAGUGGAUUGCAUAUAUCCGAAGAGACCACGGUUUCUCACACCAACGAAGUUGUAUCGCAAAGAGAAGAGGAAUCACAAGAACUUGUCCAAAACUCGGUGGAGGAGAUGAAGACAAGUUAUGUCUCUGAUGAAACUGAACCCUCAGAGGGGAGAACCAAUCAAGAAGAAUUCGAAGGGAGAAAUCACGGAAGCCCAACAGCUCAAGAGAUGCAAGACGUUGUGGAACAUGAAGCUUCAGAUGUGAAUCAAGUCACAACUGACGAGUCUCCUACUUCCCCAAGAUCAGUGUUACCAGACAUGUCGUUACCAUUAGACCAGACUCUUACUUUGGACUCUGAGAAUUUGGAACUCACAUCAGAUAGUCAACCGCGAGCUGUAAUUCCAGAUUCAGAAUCUUCUCAAUAUCAGCUAGUUGGUGAUAGGAACAGUAGAGAAACAGAGGGACAAUCUGAGUCAAAUGAGGGAAGAUCUACAGAGGAAGAUCUUACUUCACAUGACAUUGUCCAUUUGGUUAACACUGAACACGAAACUCACGGUGCAACAGAGAACAUUGGAGUCUCGAGAAUCCACAUCAUCUUGGUUGCUAAGAUCAAAUGGUAAUGUACAGAAGCCAGUUUAAACAAAUGCUAAUGAGAUCUUGACAUCUUGUAAAGAUAGGAACUUUUAUUCUUUUGCAAUGAUUUUGAAUCAUGGCAAUGUAUAGAGGUAUAGUUUCCUUUGUCUUUUUCACUUUUCAUUUUUUUAUUAAAUUUAAUAAGAUUUUAUGUACAAGAACAUGUAAGAGUUAAAACAUUUCUAACCUCAACUUUCAUAUUCAACGAAAUUAACGCUAAAUGCGUGGAAUUGUGACA
This is a messenger RNA of Thlaspi arvense, 2742 nucleotides long. NCBI's taxonomy places the organism in Eukaryota, Viridiplantae, Streptophyta, Magnoliopsida, Brassicales, Brassicaceae. The record is from the annotation of a GenBank genome assembly.